Ostertagia ostertagi is the source of this 417-nucleotide messenger RNA. Lineage: Eukaryota; Metazoa; Nematoda; Chromadorea; Rhabditida; Trichostrongylidae. The record is from the annotation of a GenBank genome assembly.
AUGGCAGCCGGCAGUGCCGCUGCCGCACCCGUGGCUGCCGGCACUGGCACCCUCCCGGCGGAUUUCGACGCGGCCGGUUUCGAGAAGAUCGCCAAGCAGGUGUUCAUCCGCCUGCAGGCUGCCAACGACGCCGGCGAUCAGGCCGACCUGCGCCGUUUCACGACGCCUCAGAUGUACGCGAGCAUCCAGCAGGACCUGCUGGAGCGCGGCGGCCAGGCCCAGCGCACGGAGGUGCUGCAGCUGGAUGCGCGCGUCGUCGACGUCGCGACCGAGGAUGGCCAGCAGGUGGUGUCGGUCCGCUUCUGGGGCCUGAUCCGCGAACAGAGCGAGCAGGCGGCCACCGACUUCGACGAGAUCUGGCACCUGGUGCAGGCCGGCGAGGGCUGGCUGAUCGCCGGCAUCCAGCCAACGGCAUGA